Molecule: messenger RNA, 674 nt
Organism: Aspergillus piperis CBS 112811
Lineage: Eukaryota; Fungi; Ascomycota; Eurotiomycetes; Eurotiales; Aspergillaceae
Exons: 1
Coding region: 124-564 (146 amino acids)
Source: RefSeq, a predicted model, not a curated record
UGCAUAGCUUCAUAUCUCGAUCGAACGGGCUCUGUUCACAAAUUGCCGCAAGUUUAUUCACAAGGGCGGAAAGAUGAAUAUCCUACAAAUGCGUCAGAUAUCUUUGAGGAUUUCUUUGUUUGGAUGCGCCAUACCGUGUGCCUGUCAGUGUGCUUGAAUAUAGGUAUUGGAGGUCUUCUUUCCCGACUUGCCGCGCUAGAAGCCCCGUUCAUGCUGUUUUGCUGUGAAUUUAUAUCUCUUUGUCUCCGUUCUCAUAUUCUCGUGGUUCCUCCCUCUUACCUCUACCCUCACCUCUCCAGUCCGCCCCCUUUCCUCUUUUCUAAGCCUCAUACACUUGGCGUCGACGGCCAUGAAGCUAUCCAGACGAUUCACCUAUUUACCUGCUUGCUGCUGUUCUUAGUCGUUUAUCCUAGAGGCCCCAAAGAACAUUGCCUGGAUACUCUCGUUCUCGUACUGUGUAUAACCACAGCAUUCUGUAUCUUCUCUUCGUUUGAUUUUCUUCUGGCUUGCAUGCUUGCAGUUUUCUAUGGGUUACAAGUAUGCUCUUGUGUUUUACUGGGGUAGCAUAUACGCGUAUGGGUAUUACUUGAUUUCAAAUGUUCUUCAGCCACCGUAGCUGUGACAUAGAUGACACAGCUUGAACCUUCUUAUUAAGUAGUAUGUAUCAAAUAGUA